AUGAUAAAAAAGGACUAUACAAACCAUAGCAGAAACCAAGUUGAUGCAAACUUGGAGAACCAAACAUUAGAGGACACAACUAGUAUGUCAUCAUCAUCAGAGGAAAAGGAGCAUGGCUCUUUGCACUAUGAUUCCGAUGAAGAAACCUCCAGUAGUUACGCUUGUUAUGAUUUCAAUGGGUUCAAUAAAAACCGAGUGUUAGAUUAUAGCCAAAACUACAGCACCACCGAGAUAGAGAGUGAAGAUUACAGCACCACCGAGAUAGAAAGUGAAGAUUACAGCCAAAACUACUACAGCACCAACGAGAUAGAAUAUGACGAUUCUGAGGAUGAAAAAUUUGAGACCAAUCUUAAGGUGCCAUUGGAUCCAAUACCAGAAGACUGCGAGACCAGUGUGUUCUCUUUCGAUAUUCAGAAUGAGAAAAAUGUUGUUCAUGUGGCAGUGAACCCCGUUGGAGAUUCAAGCAUGGAAGCACUUUUAUGGGUUCUGAACCAUGCUGUCACACCCUCUACCACUGUCUGUCUCGUACACGUUUAUCCUGAAAUCAGAUACAUCUCAAGUCCACUUGGAAGAAUGCCUAGAAACCAAGUGAAUCCAGAGUAUGUUAAGUUUCACUUGACCACAGAGCAAGCCAAGAAGAAAGAGCUCCUUCGAAGGUUCAUUGACAAGUGUAUUGAUUCAAAGGUUAAUGUGGAGAUGAUGCUUGUUGAGGGUGACAACGUUGCCAAAACCAUCGUGGACGUUGUUUGGAAUCGUUGUAUAAGGAAAUUGGUGAUUGGAAUUACCAACUCUAAAUUAAGCAAAUCUAUAUCUGGAACUGGAAAGGGAAAUGCCAUAGCAGAUAAGGUCCUCAAGAAUGUACCAGAUGUAUGUGAUGUUAAAAUAAUAUGUGACAGGAAGGAAGUGAUUGAUCAGAUGAUUGGUAGCACUUCAUCAAGCCCCAGUGACAGUGUCAGUGGCAGUUCCAAAGUUUUAAAAAAACAAGAUGAAUCCCGUGGUUUUGUUCCUCUUAUGCGUUUUGUAGCCAAUCCUUUUGGGUCAUUUAGACACAGAGUCAACAAGCUCUGA
This is a messenger RNA of Gastrolobium bilobum, 1068 nucleotides long. RefSeq lists its product as uncharacterized. NCBI's taxonomy places the organism in Eukaryota, Viridiplantae, Streptophyta, Magnoliopsida, Fabales, Fabaceae. The transcript is spliced from 4 exons. The record is from RefSeq and is a predicted model, not a curated record. The coding region runs from base 1 to 1068 and encodes 355 amino acids.